Messenger RNA from Corapipo altera (White-ruffed manakin), 3733 nucleotides. RefSeq names its product fucokinase (gene FCSK). Gene Ontology annotation, molecular function: fucokinase activity; ATP binding. Lineage: Eukaryota; Metazoa; Chordata; Aves; Passeriformes; Pipridae. Bases 263 to 3244 code for a protein of 993 amino acids. Gene Ontology annotation, biological process: GDP-L-fucose salvage. The record is from RefSeq and is a predicted model, not a curated record. The transcript has 22 exons.
CCGCCUGCGCCCACCCGCCGCGCUGGGAUCUCCGGGAUCCCGGCCCGGUACUCACCCCGGCACAUCGGCACCCCCAGCCCGAGUUAAGGGCAUAUCGGCAUCCCCUGUACUCAGCCCCCGGUGCUCAUCCACCGGGAUCCAUCCACCCCGGUACCCACCCGGCGCAUCCGUACCACCCUGCACACUCCCGGUACCCAGUCCGGUACCCACCGCGGUGGUGACCGCUGACGUGCUGAGGGACGCCCGCAUCCUCAUCCUACACAUGGGUCGCGACUUCUCCUUCGACGACUGCGGCCGCGCCUUCACCUGCCUGCCCGCGGAGGAGCCCGGCGCCCCGGCCGAGGCGCUGGUCUGCAACCUGGACAGCCUGCUGGGGACCAUGACACACCGGCUCUGUGUGGGCUCCCCGCCCGGCGUCUGGGUCUGCAGCACCGACAUGCUCCUCACCGUGCCCUCCACACCAGGGAUCAGCUGGGAUGGCUUCCAGGGCGUCAGAGUGAUCGCGGUGCCCGGGAGCCCGGUGUAUGCCAGGAACCACGGGGUCUACCUCGCCGAUGAGCAGGGGCUGGUGCGGGACAUCAUCUACAAAGGCACAGAGGCCCGGAUCCAGCAGUGUGCAGGGCCUGAUGGCACCGUCCCACUGGUCUGUGGGAUUGUUUUCUUCUCCUCGGAUGCUGCUGAGCAGCUUCUGGCCACCCACGUCAUCCCUCCUCUGGAUGCCUGUACCUACAUGGGGCUGGACUCAGGGGCACCUCCCAUCCAGCUCUCCCUCUUUUUUGACAUCGUGCUGAGCAUGGCAGGGGGGAUGACAGAGGAGGAUUUUGUGAAAGGUGGCAGCGAUGCCAAUGUGAGGAGCGCCCGCUCCGUGCUGUGGACAGCUCUCCGUGGCUUCCCUCUUAGCAUGGCCUGCAUCCCUGAUGCGUCCUAUGACUACAUGACCACCUCUGCAAGUGACCACAUCCGCAGCCUGACUCUCCUGCCUGGCUCUGCCAGUCACCUCCGCUUCUGCAAGACAGCCCAUUCCCACGUGGAUCAGCCCUGUCUCCUGGAGGAUGGCUCUUCGGUCACCAACUGCCUGCUGGAAGGAGCUGUGGGGCUGGCAGCUGGCAGUGUCAUCCAGCACUGUCACCUUCAGGGUCCCCUGGAGAUCGGUCCUGGCUGCCUCCUCUCGGGCCUCGACGCAGGCUCCUCCCCAGCCCUGCGGGGCUGUGCCCUGCGUGACAUUGUCCUGCAGGGCCACCACGUCCGCCUGCGUGACCUGCCCUGCCGUGUGUUCACUCUCACCGGCCGCCUCGACGACUGGCAGAGCCCUGUGGAAGAGGCCACCUACCUGAACGUGCCCUGGCCUGAGUUUUUCCAACGCACUGGCAUACGGGAAGGGGACCUCUGGGAUGCCGAGACGCCACGGGGGAGCCGCUGCCUGCUGAGCGCGCGGCUGUUCCCGGUGCUGCACGCCUGCGAGGCACUGGGGCUGCAGGACGUGCUGUGGCUGCUGGCCCCGGCCACAGGGACCGGUGAGCAGCUAGCACGCUGGCGGACGGCCUGGCGCAUGUCCUGGCAGGAGCUGCUGCCCUGCCUGGACACGGCGGCCGAGCUGGGCACCCGCCAGGCCCUUUUCUUCCUGCAGGGCCAGCGCAAGGUGCGGCGGGUGCUGCUGGGGCGCCAGGACAGCAGCCUCCUGCCGCUGGCCCGUAGUGCUGUCCACGAGGGCUACCAUGAGGCCGUGCUGGGCACACUGGAUGAAGUUGCCUCCACGGCCGGUGACGCUGGUGUUGCAGCGCGAGCGCUCGCCUGCAUCGCCGAGGUCCUGGGCUGCAUGGCACGAGGGGAAGGGGGCUUGCGGAGCGGCCCUGCUGCCAACAGGGAGUGGGCCUCGGCUUUUGGGUGCCUGGAGCGCGGGGACAUUGCCAGCGGUGUCCGGGAGCUGGCUGCCGAGCGGCAGAAAUGGAUGAGCCGGCCAGCUCUGCUGGUGAGAGCAGCUCGGCAUUACGAGGGGGCCGAGCAAAUCCUGGUCCGGCAGGCGGUGAUGUCCUCGUGCCAGUUUGUCACCGUGGGGCAGGCAGAGCUGCCACCCUUGGGGCACUGGGUGCAGGUGGCUUGUCCGGCCCGCCUGGACCUCUCUGGUGGCUGGAGUGACACCCCCCCAAUCACCUACGAGCACGGGGGGGCCGUGGUGGAUGUGGCGGUGCUGGUGGACGGGUGCCGGCCCAUCGGUGCCCGGGUGCGGCGCAUCCCCGCGCCAGAGCUGCGCCUCGUCAGCCUCAGCGGGGCCCCACCGAGCCAGGCAGUGACAGAGCUGGUGUGCCAGGAGCUGGAGCACCUACAGGAUUACUGCCAGCCACAUGCACCAGGAGCCUUGCUCAAAGCUGCCUUCAUCUGCACCCAGGUCGUGCAGUUCCCCUCACAGAAACCCUUGCGGGUCCAGCUGAUGGAGAAUUUUGGGAGUGGCUUCGAAGUGCACACCUGGUCCACGCUGCCCCACGGGUCUGGCCUGGGCACCAGCAGUAUCCUGGCAGGAGCAGUGAUGGCAUCGCUGUACCGGGCGGCUGGGAAGGCUGCCAGCACCGAGUCCCUCAUCCACGCCGUGCUGCACCUGGAGCAGAGGCUCACGACAGGUGGUGGUUGGCAGGACCAGGUUGGUGGGCUCGUCCCUGGCAUCAAAAUCGGAAGGUCGAAGGCGCAGUUGCCCCUCAGGGUGGAAGUGGAACAGAUUCUGGUGCCUGACGGUUUUACCCAGACCCUCAGUGAUCACUUGCUGCUGGUGUACACGGGGAAGACUCGCCUGGCCCGCAACCUGCUCCAGGACGUGGUGAGGAACUGGUACGCCAGGCUGCCCUCCAUCGUGCAAAACACUGAUGCGCUGGUGAGCAACGCUGAGGAGUGUGCCCAGGCCUUGAGGCAAGGUGACCUGCCUCUCGUUGGCAAGUGUCUGGACCGCUACUGGCAGCAGAAGAAGGUCAUGGCCCCUGGGUGUGAGCCGCUGGCUGUGGGGCACAUGAUGGACGCUCUCCGGCCCCACGUCCACGGGCAGUGCUUGGCCGGGGCCGGCGGCGGUGGCUUCCUUUAUGUCUUAACCAAAGCCCCGCGGCAAAGAGAGGCUUUGCAGCAGCUCCUCGCUGGCACCGAGGGGCUGGGCAACUUCAGCAUCCACAGCAUCGAGGUGGACACGGGCGGUUUCUCCUUGGAGGUUGUGGGAUGUGAUACGAAGGAUGGUGCUCACCCUGGAGAGGACAGGGCUGUGUGAAGGCCUUCAGCCCUGGCCAGUUCCUGGCAGAUACACAGGAAAUCCCCACUGCUUUAGGGGCAGCUCCAGCAGGUGCCUUAGGUCUUGAUAUGGCCUUUUUGUGCUGCUGCUUGCCCCAAAAGCCACAGAGGCUGGAGAAGCUGUGAUGAGCUGGGCAGGCACAAUUCUCCCUGGAGGGUGGCCUUGCUGGAAGGACAGUUUGCAAGGGCCUCUAGACUGAUAUUGCAGUUUCACUCCAGUUUUUACGGUUCUCCAAAGGGAAAGGACUACCAUUUGUGAUGCUGCCUCUGGCAGGAACCUUCCUGCUCUGCCAGCAGCAGGGACCCACACUGCCUGUUCAGCACACAAUGCUCCUGCACCAAGGAUGCACCUGGAUGUGGAAUCAAGACCCUCUCCUGUCCUGAGGGACUAUUUCAGCAUUGAUAUAAUAAAUAAUGAAAGCAAGUUACUAAUUCCUGCAGUCAGCCUGAAUAAAAGAGCUUGUUCCCA